AUGGCGCAAUGGUGGCGCUCCGCCGCCGGCCAUCUCCGAUCAGUGGAGGCGAACCGUACGUCCUCUUUAUCGUCACUCCGUCGUAGUCAUUACCAUACAAUCCAAGCAAUCCCGAGAGAAAGCACCGGCAGUAAAGUCGCAGCCAGAGACAGAAUGCAAGGUCGAAUACCGGCCGUCGUUUUCUUCCAGAACCUUCUUGACAAAACCCCUGACUCACGAUCCACGUCAAGGAAACAUUUACUCACCGUCGAGAAGAAGCAGAUUAAGGCAGUGCUCAAUUCCAUUGAAGCACCGUUCUUCUGUUCCACCCGUUUUCCGCUCCAGAUUCGUGCUGGAUCCGGAUCCACUCAUUUGCUUGAAAGCGGAACCGUGCUACCUGUCAAGAUUCAUAAGGAUAAAGAGAGUGGGAAUAUUUUGAACUUGGUGUUUGUUUGGGCUGAAGAUGGAACGAAUUUGAAGGUUGAUGUUCCUGUUGUUUUCAAAGGUGAAGAUGUUUGCCCCGGUCUUCAGAAAGGUGGUAUUUUGAAUAAGAUCAGACCUAGUCUUACAUAUCUUUGUCCUUCCGAGCACAUUCCUUCAAAAAUUGAGGUGGAUAUCAGCAAUCUAGAUAUUGAAGAUAGGAUAUUCAUGCGUGAUAUUGAGGUUCAUCCAUCUUUGAAGCUUCUUAGUAAGAAUGAAAACAUGCCCAUAUGUAAAAUAGUUUCAACAAGUGUGGGAAACCAAGAACCAGUUGUUGAAAGUGCAUUUGAUGAGACAAAUGCAGAGACUUCCAAAUAA
Messenger RNA from Lathyrus sativus (Indian pea), 777 nucleotides. NCBI's taxonomy places the organism in Eukaryota, Viridiplantae, Streptophyta, Magnoliopsida, Fabales, Fabaceae. The record is from the annotation of a GenBank genome assembly.